CUUCUUAUUUUCUUCAUUCUCCCCCUCACGUAUCCUCUCUCUCUCUCUCUACUCUCUCUCAUCAAAUUCAACGCAAUCUUUUACCUUUUCCUCAUUCCGUUCAUCAAUUCUUCUUCACCGAUGAUGCUUUUGAACAUUAAUCGCCGUUGAACACGAUUGCGUUCAUCAAUUUUGACGAUUACGUUGUUGUCAAGAAACGGUUAAAAUUAGGGUUUGUAUUUGAGAAAAAGUCAUUGAUUUUGUUCAGGAUUUUUUAAAGUUUUGUAUAUAGAUUGUUGAUUUGGGUCAUUUUCGGUGGAAAUUGGAGGUUGAUUUGAUUGUUUGUUAUAAAUUAGGGUUGAGUUUUUUUACAAACCCUAGGGGAGGUGUAAUUAGGUAGAUAUAGGUAGAUCUGUGUUGUUAUGGAUCGUGUUGUUGGUGGUAAGUUUAAGCUUGGGAAGAAGAUUGGAAGUGGAUCUUUUGGUGAGCUUUAUUUAGGUGUUAAUCUUCAGACUGGAGAAGAAUGUGCUGUUAAGCUGGAACCCACCAAGACAAAGCAUCCGCAACUUCAUUAUGAAUCAAAGAUAUAUAUGCUUCUUCAGGGAGGAACUGGGGUACCCAACCUUAAGUGGUUUGGAGUCGAGGGUGAGUACAACGCCAUGGCCAUUGACCUACUUGGACCCAGCCUUGAAGACCUUUUUAACUAUUGCAAUAGAAAGUUUUCCUUGAAGACGGUCUUAAUGCUUGCAGAUCAAUUAAUAAAUAGAGUUGAGUACAUGCAUGCCAGAAGCUUUCUUCAUCGUGACCUUAAGCCUGAUAAUUUUUUAAUGGGCCUGGGCCGCAAGGCAAAUCAGGUGUACAUCAUUGAUUUUGGUCUUGCAAAAAAGUAUAGGGAUCUUCAAACUCACAGGCACAUACCAUACAGGGAAAAUAAGAAUCUCACAGGCACGGCUCGUUAUGCUAGUGUCAACACACAUCUUGGAGUUGAGCAAAGUAGACGCGAUGAUUUGGAAUCACUCGGUUAUGUUCUUAUGUAUUUCCUAAGAGGAAGCCUUCCCUGGCAAGGACUGAAAGCUGGGACCAAGAAGCAGAAAUACGACAGGAUAAGUGAAAAAAAGAUGAUGACUUCAAAAGAGGUUUUAUGCAAGUCGUAUCCGUCAGAGUUCAUGUCAUAUUUCCAUUAUUGCCGAUCUUUGAAAUUUGAAGAUAAACCUGACUAUUCAUAUCUAAAGAGGCUUUUCCGAGACUUGUUCAUUCGUGAAGGCUAUCAAUUUGACUAUGUUUUUGAUUGGACCAUGUUGAAGUAUCCACAAAUUGGUGCCAGCUCUAGAGGACGAAUUCAAAGCGGCAAUGCUGGUCAAAACGUCGGUACGUCUGCAGAAAGACCAGGAAGAACUUCAGCUGUACAAGAUGUUCGUGAGGCACUUUCUAGAAGAAAUCCAGCAGGUGGACCCCGCCUUGAACUUUCAAGAAACAGGACUCCAGAUGAUGUACCUUCAUCCAAAGAUGUGCAACCUGAUUCAGAAAAGGUCCGAACUUCUAGAAACGGGAGCUCGUCAAAACGGGCCUCCUUUCUAAGCAGCAAUAAACCAAGUUCUUCAGCAGAAGCGACAGAUGGCAGAACAAGCCGACACAUGUCGAGUAGUGGAGCCCGCUUAUCUACUAUACAAAGAGGAUAUGAUAACAAACCCUCGCCAACGGGCUUGUCCGGUACUUCAAAGGGUGGCCGUGAAGAUCUUCUCAGGAGCUUUGAUUUUCUUCAAAUCAGGAAGUAAAACAAUACAAGGUGUCAAAAUUACAUUAAAGUGAAUUUAAAACCCCUGCAAGUUUAAGUUAUGUAAAAAAUGGAAAAUUCAUGUUUUAGGGGAAUUUGCAGACUUUGGUUAACAAUUGGAACUUCAAGUGGACUGAUGUUGUAUGUGUUGUUUUUGUGCUUUAGUGCAAAUUAUUCUUUUUAAUAUUU
Molecule: messenger RNA, 1942 nt
Organism: Helianthus annuus (common sunflower)
Lineage: Eukaryota; Viridiplantae; Streptophyta; Magnoliopsida; Asterales; Asteraceae
Product: casein kinase I
Exons: 14
Coding region: 402-1754 (450 amino acids)
Biological process (GO): signal transduction; endocytosis; peptidyl-serine phosphorylation
Cellular component (GO): nucleus; cytoplasm
Molecular function (GO): protein serine/threonine kinase activity; ATP binding
Source: RefSeq, a predicted model, not a curated record